Molecule: messenger RNA, 4478 nt
Organism: Nothobranchius furzeri (turquoise killifish)
Lineage: Eukaryota; Metazoa; Chordata; Actinopteri; Cyprinodontiformes; Nothobranchiidae
Source: RefSeq, a predicted model, not a curated record
CUCCUGCUGCAGCUGCGCCUUCUCCCCUCGCUGCGGCUUCACGAGCCUCCCAACUCCUGAAACCUCCCACAUGGGAAAAUGCGCACAUGGUUUCCUGCUGCUGCACUGAAGGGAUCCUGCAGGUCAGAGACAUGAGGACUUUAACCCGCUUCUACUGAGGACCUGGACCUGCAGCAGCAUCUGUUUUACCCCCACAAAAGGAGAUCUGCGUUAACUUUUACUUUUUGAAUUUUAUCUUUUUGGGUCUUGACUGAAAAUAUGGAUAAUAAAGCUGCAAAUUCGGAGAAAUCUCACCUGAUAGACGAGAAAAGCGCGAAGAUGUACUCCCUAAAACUGCGAAGCUCCUUCUCAGACUCCAAAGAGCCCUACCCAGACUUCCCUUUUAAGAAUGGAGGCAUGUCGGGUGCCAUCGAGCUGAAACACCGAGUUGGCGCGCACUGCCACGGACCCAAAGCCUCGACGUGUGAGGAGAGCGGGGACAAGCUGCUGGCCAAGAAGAAGCUGUUCAUCGCGUCAGGAGUCUGUCUCAUCUUCAUGACUGGAGAGAUUAUUGGAGGAUAUCUGGCCCACAGCCUGGCCAUCAUGACCGACGCAGCCCACCUCCUGACGGACUUUGGGAGUAUGAUGGUGAGCCUGUUCUCCCUUUGGAUCUCGUCCAGACCGCCGACCAAAACCAUGAACUAUGGCUGGCACAGAUCAGAGAUACUCGGAGCGUUCAUCUCAGUCAUGUCCAUCUGGAUAGUCACCGGGGUUUUGGUCUACUUAGCCAUUGAGAGGAUCGUACGCAACGACUAUGAAAUUGAGGGUCACGUGAUGCUAUUAACCUCUGGCUUUGCUGUCGCUGUAAAUAUUAUAAUGGCCUACAUCCUCCACCACUCCACCACCCUCCACCCCCAUGGCAGCGGUUACCACCAAAUCGACGAGGACGGCCAGAGCCCUGUCAGUCAUGGCCACUCCCACACGCUACUCUGUGCCCAUGGUAACACGAGUGUCCGUGCUGCAUUCAUCCAUGUGGUUGGCGACCUUCUGCAAAGCAUUGGCGUUGUGGUUGCGGCGAUCAUCAUCUACUUUCGGCCGGAGUACAAAGUUGCAGAUCCUAUUUGUACGUUCCUGUUUUCUAUCUUUGUCCUCUGCACCACCCUCACCAUCCUCAGAGACGUCUUCAGGAUACUCAUGGAAGGCCUUAGAGCAGCGAUUCCCAACCUCCAAGGAGGGCCCCACAAUGGUGUCUGUGCUGAGGCUGUGAGGUUGUUAAGAUUAUAUUUGUAAAUAUUUAUUUUACAAAUAACACCCAAUAACACAUCCAAUACUAUAAUGAAAACUCUGCAUAAGAGUUAUUACUCUAAUGAAUCACUUUUAAUGUCUUCAUACAGGUAGGAUUUGGGGUUCGGGGAGGCCCCGGCUUGUCUUGGACACAAGGGAGUCCUCCUGGAAAAAAAUUGGGAACCACUGCCUCUGAGUUAUUUUUGGCGCUGACUUUUAGUAAAAACUAGAACGAUAAAAAAAAUACUAUCUUUUUUUAUUGUGCCUCUCAAGAUAAAAAUCACAAAGUGCUUCAUAGGAACAAAAAUUUUAAAAAUGAAAAAGAUUUUAAUAAAAAAAAAAAAGAUCUAAGUAAUCAGUGGAUCCCGGAAGGCAGAGGAAGAGCAGAACAAGGAGAGGGAGGUGAUGAAGGUCCCACCAAAGCCUGAACAGGCGAGUUUAAAGGAGACCGCUGAGUCCAGUGAUCUCAGGCUCAGGGGGAGAGAGUUCCAGAGUCUGGGGGCCACAACAGCAGAUGAUCUAUCACCUUUGACCUUUAGCCUGGUGCUGCACAACCAGUAGACUUUGGUCACUGGACCUCAGGGACCUGCUAGGGUGAAGGGACUGAGAAGAUCAGCAAUGUAAGAUGGUGCGUGUCCAUGUAAGGCCCUAUAGACCAGAACCAGGAUCUUGAAAUGAACCCUGAAGUUGACUGGCAGCCAUUGAAGCUGGAGGAGAAGCGGGGUGAUGUUAGCCUGGCAAGCCAGACUAAAUAAAUGUAUUAUUUAGUCUGGCCACACCAGUGUUGCCAGAUCCAAAAUCCCACAAUAUCGUACAGAGAGGCCUAAAUUAUCGUUUUUCAGUACAAAUUAUCGUACAUUAUAAAUUUGAUAAUAACGUUCUAUAAACGACUUCUCACUCCAAUAUAAUAUAACAAAGAAGGUGUUUUAUAUUGCCCUGUUUAAAUAAACAUCUUUAAAACCAGUAAUAUAAUGCCUAUAAACGUGCAGAGUGUGUCGGCACCACUCCGACCUCCACGCAUUGACACAAUAUGCACUUUUGCGCAGUCCUAUUUAUUUCAUUUCUACAUAGGUUAAAAGCACGCGACAAAACAUCACAGCAGUGGAAAAACUGACCCAAUAAAUGACAAAGCAGCCUACUCACCUAGUUGCUGAUCUCGAUCUCCUCAUGUGAUUCACUGUCUGUCGCAGCAGAAUGCCUUUAAUCACCUGUACUAAGUGGUCUGUGCUUCUCAGUGCAAUGUUGUGCUCGGCUGAAAAGCCACAUAGCUUGAUUUCAGCAUUUUUCACAUCAUUUUCAAACUUCUCUUUUUCAUUAGUUUGCUGGAGACAUUUAAGAAUAGAUGUCUGGUUUGGCGCAAUGCAUUUGACCCUUUCAUUGUGUUUAGCUCCCUUUGCAUGAUUCUAGAGAACGGUGAUUUCUGAUACCAUCUGGGUGUUGCAGCAACGACAGAAAGCCUUGGUUUCGUUCCCCGUAACAGGUGCAAUCCAUCCUUUGAAAAUAGGGUCCAACUCCCACGCAGGACGAUAAACUUGUGUCCGAUGUUGCUUUGCUUUACCUUCUUCCGUCCAUUCUCUGGUUUUUCUUUUAAGGUUAGAAGCCAUUGUCUCGUCGCUCAGUCCUCCUAGAUUAGACUUAACUCGGCGUGCUCGCAGGCGAACAGCAAAAACCGGCGGGCCACUGCCACAUUAUAUAACCUUACAGUUUCUCGCGAGAGUAGGCCCUAUCGAUGUGAUUGGGCUAUUGAUUGUACAGAUCCAGAGUCAGUUUUUGUAAUAGACACAAUAGCAUAAACCUGUAAGCACUGAGGUGAAAUCUGACUUCAGAACAGUUUAAAAUUAUGUAAUUGACUUGGGAAAGCCACAGCAAAAGACGGUGUUACUAGAUGCAAUGUGAAAUUAUCGUACAUUUGAGGAUUUUUGAAACUAUUGAUCGUACAUCGUACAGAGCCCAAAAUUAUGGUACAAAUACGAUAAUUAUCGUACAUCUGGCAACACUGGGCCACACUCCAUUGACGGCUCUCGGUUGUGGGGCGGGUUCUACCGUUUUCUUUCAAAUGAUCUCCGCAUUCCACUGGACAAUGAAUGUGACAUACUCUUGUUUCACUCUGUUGCAUCAUCCCACCCACCAGGCAUAUAGAGUGCCCUGAUUGUCCCACAAAGCAGAUAAAGCUCUGUGAUUUGUUCACUAAACAGAUAGAGCACUAUGAUUGGCCCACCAAUAUGGACCAAUCACAGCUCUUUAUGUGUUUGAAACCCCUCUAGAGAGCUGUGAUUGCCUAGCCAGAGUCCUGGUAGGAGCUGCGGAGGUUCCAAUGGAGCAUGCCUAGACCAUUCUUUGCAAAGCAAGAAUUUGGUCUAGUUCACUAGGCUAGGGUGAUGUGGGUGUGUUUGGAGGACUUGAUCAGAAGCCGAGCACAGGCAUUCUGAACCACCUGUAGACGGUUCAGGGAGGUUCGGCUCAGACAUGUGAAAAGAGAGUUGCAGUAGUCUAAGUGUGAGGAGAUGAAGGUGUGGAGAACUGUCUCAAGUUCAUCAAGUUGGCAGGAAUGUUAAGAAAUACCUUGACCUCAAUGCCUUUGAAGUAGAGGUCGACCGAUAUUGUUUUUUCUGUAUCGAUGCCGAUAUGUAAAGGUCAUGGUCAGCCAAUUUUCAUGGUCGAUAUGUAAAAAAUUUCCACCUCAUUUUCAUGCUAAAAUGUCACUAAUAACUUUAGUUGAUUCACCAAACAUUUGAAACCGAAUCAGUUUUUGAACACCAGCUGUUUAAAUUAUAACUUUGUUCACUGCUCUGUGUUAAGAUCAGACAUUUAACUAAAGCUAAUCAAAGAAAUGUGUAACCUGACCAAGUAUUACAUAUUCUAAACUGGGACAUUAUAAUACUUUUUUGUUGGAAAUAAUUUUGUGAGCAUUUAUUAAACAGACGGUAUUCAGGAAUAUAAAAAUGCACUUAAAUUCUGCAGGUGCCAGGGUGCCCGUGGAUGUGCCUAACUUUAAAUCAGUUUUACUAAGGAGUCAUAUGGGCUGAUAUAUAAAUAUUGGGAAAUUUCGGCCCAAUAUAUCAAAUUAUUUAAAAACGUUAACACAGAAAAUACACUUUAAAUAGCUGAAAUGUCCCUUUAGAGGCAGUAGAAACAUUAUGUAAAACAAGUAUUAAACAGUAAAAUGUGAUUGUUUUGACAUGAAUUACAGAUGAUUAACAUACAGCCUUUUGUUU